Messenger RNA from Dromaius novaehollandiae (emu), 1652 nucleotides. It is a transcript of the gene RPL3L, whose product is annotated as ribosomal protein L3 like. The coding region runs from base 526 to 1593 and encodes 355 amino acids. Gene Ontology annotation, molecular function: structural constituent of ribosome; RNA binding. Lineage: Eukaryota; Metazoa; Chordata; Aves; Casuariiformes; Dromaiidae. The transcript is spliced from 10 exons. Gene Ontology annotation, cellular component: ribosome; cytosolic large ribosomal subunit. Gene Ontology annotation, biological process: translation. The record is from RefSeq and is a predicted model, not a curated record.
AUCCUACGGGUGCCCGGCGGGGACCCUGUUAAGGGAAAUGGCGGCGGUGGCGCUGCCCCCGUCGCCUGUUGGGGCUUCUUGUUCCACACAGAGAGAGCGGACGUCCAGGGCACAGCUGAGCUUCAUCUGCCUUUGGGGCAGAGCCCGAGCUCGGCCCGGCGAGGAAAGCCCUGAUAACGGCCCGCUAGGCCUCACCGCCAGCGCCUUUUCUCUGCCGCGGCGCCCCCGGGGGGGCCUGCACGGCUCCGGCCUCCCCGGGGGGCGGCGGCUGGGCUACGGAGCAGCUGCCAGCUGGUUUCAGCCCGAGUCAGGUGCUUGUGUAUUCACGUGUUCUGAUUUUUGGAGCCAAGAAACUGCAAUGAAUCGAAGCAAUCCCACCGCAAGUUCUCUGCUCCCCGGCAUGGCCACCUGGGCUUCCUCCCCCACAAGAGGAGCCAUCGCCACCGAGGGAAGGUGAAGACAUGGCCUAAGGAUGACCCCAGCAAACCAGUUCACCUGACAGCUUUCUUGGGCUACAAAGCUGGCAUGACGCACACCCUGCGGGAGGUGCACAGGCCUGGGCUCAAGAUCUCCAAGAGGGAGGAGGUGGAGGCAGUGACCAUCAUCGAGACCCCCCCGGUGGUGGUGGUGGGGGUCGUGGGGUACAUAGAAACACCAAAGGGCUUGAGAAACUUCAAGACUGUUUUUGCUGAGCACAUCAGUGAUGAGUGCAGACGCCGCUUCUACAAGAACUGGCACAAGAGCAAGAAGAAGGCCUUCACCAAGUACUGCAAAAAAUGGCAGGAUGAGGAUGGCAAAAAGCAGCUGGAGAAGGAUUUUGCGGCUAUGAAGAAGUACUGCAAGGUCAUUCGUGUCAUUGUGCACACACAGAUGAAGCUGCUCCCGCUGCGGCAGAAGAAGGCCCAUGUGAUGGAGAUCCAGCUGAACGGUGGGACAGUGGCAGAGAAGGUUGACUGGGUCCGUGAGAGGCUGGAGAAGCAGAUCUCUGUGCACAGCGUCUUCAGCCAGAACGAGCUGAUUGAUGUCAUUGGUGUGACCAAGGGGCAUGGGAUGAAAGGGGUGACGAGCCGUUGGCACUCCAAGAAGCUCCCCAGGAAGACACACAAGGGCUUGCGCAAAGUUGCCUGCAUUGGAGCCUGGCACCCAGCCCGGGUUGGCUACUCCAUAGCCCGGGCCGGCCAGAAGGGCUACCACCACCGCACCGAGGUCAACAAGAAGAUUUACCGCAUUGGCCAUGGCAUCCACGUGGAAGAUGGCAAACUGGUGAAGAAUAAUGCCUCGACGCACUACGAUGUCACGGAAAAGACCAUCACACCCCUGGGUGGUUUUCCUCACUACGGGGAGGUCAACAACGACUUCCUCAUGCUGAAAGGCUGCGUCGUGGGCACGAAGAAGCGCGUGCUCACUCUGCGGAAGUCCCUUCUGGUGCACACAAGCCGCCGGGCUCAGGAAGCCGUUGAACUCAAGUUCAUUGAUACCACUUCCAAGUUUGGCCACGGCUGCUUCCAGACGGCUCAGGAGAAGCGGGCUUUCAUGGGCCCCCAGAAGAAACACUUGGUGAAAGGGAAGCAGCAUGUGCAGGAAGAGCUGUAAUGGCUGAGAUAUGCCUGGCUGCUAUAACUGAGCACCUUCAAUAAAGGGGCUUCAAGCCA